Messenger RNA from Necator americanus (New World hookworm), 651 nucleotides. RefSeq lists its product as uncharacterized. Gene Ontology annotation, cellular component: mitochondrion. The record is from RefSeq and is a predicted model, not a curated record. The transcript has 8 exons. Lineage: Eukaryota; Metazoa; Nematoda; Chromadorea; Rhabditida; Ancylostomatidae. The coding region runs from base 1 to 651 and encodes 216 amino acids. Gene Ontology annotation, molecular function: NAD transmembrane transporter activity.
AUGAAAGUGUUGUACACCAUUAGGAAGGAGAACACUAAGAAAGUUAUGUCCAAAACUUUGCAAUUUUCCCAAUCUUAUUUAUGUUCUUUCUUUUAUCAAGAUCUCCAUCACAUUGAUUUCGUAUGUGGUUGGAGUGCAGGAUGUAUUGAAACCUGUACAUUGUUUCCAUCCAACAAAGUUAUAUUUCGGCAGCAACUGCAUGGUUUUUCCGCGAAAGUGGCGUGGUCUCAGGUCAAAUCGGAGGGAAUUCGAAGGCUUUAUCGUGGUUUGCUCCCUCCUCUCAUUAUGCGUACAUCUUCACGUGCCCUCAUGUUCGGCCUAUACGAUAAAUUUCAAUCUUCGCUCACUUGCCCCCACUCUCCUCCAAAUACCUCUUUCACACUCUGCCACGCGCAAGCUGCUUUUCUGUCUGGAAUCUGCGAAGCCUCUCUUUGUCCUCUCGAACGUGUUCAGGUGUUACUCCAAACCUCUGCCUACCAUGAUCACUUUAAGAAUACCGGUCAAACUUUACGCGCUCUUAGAGCCUACGGUUACCGUGAAUACUAUCGUGGCAUUUCUGUCGUACUAGUAAGGAACAGUUUGUCGAAUGCUUUCUUCUUCACUCUGAAAGAACCCUUCAAGAAAGCGGAAUCAUCCAGAUGUGAUGUUUAA